AUGCCUCCCCGAAUACCCAUAUUGACCUGUCUACGGGCACAGACCGCUACUAACCACUGCUCAACCGGCCCCAGCGCUCUCCUCCGCCCCUUCUCCGCAGCCCCUUCCCGAGAUGCGUCCACCGCGACACAUAGGCGGAAGUCUCACGAUCCAUACGUCCUAGCUCAGGCUCGCGCUCGCAAGGCCGCCAACCUCUCCCGGCAGACAGUCCUCCGCGAAGAGCGUUCCGCAUCCAUUGGCGAUCCAGUCCGCGGCAUAACAACGCCAUUCGUCGAAUCCUUCGACACUGGCCUUCCUCCUAUUACCCCAGACACGCUAUCAAAGUCGCGAAACCCCGCUCAAAAGGUGGGCACACAGGACACACCUCUGACCCCCCGCGACGAACACGCCCAACACGGCCUCACCCCGGCCCAAGUUGAAAAAUCGCUCUCCCAUUCCGAACUCAUUAAUGCGGCACUCUACCUCGAGCGACCACGCGAUGCAGACAUGACGCGCUCCGCUGCCGAAGUGGCAGCCGACGACGCAAGGGAGCUGGCCAUGGACCAUCACAACCGCGCCACAGCCCUGCGCCGCAUCGUCAACCUCGCGAACGCCUCCUCCAAGGACCGGACUCAAGUGAACACGCAGCGCUGCAUCAGCACUUUUGGCCGGCACAACACCGACCGCACCCUCUUUACCUCAUCGACACCUAGUGUGACGCUAUCACCUGCCGACGGCACCGAAGCGCCAAGUACCGAGGCCGCCGACGGGACCUCAUCGACACUUUCGCCAGCAGCAGCCUCGGGCAAGCGCGCAGGCCCAGACACGGGCAGCAGUGAAGUCCAGAUCGCGAUCCUGACGGCCAAGAUCCGGACGCUGGCGAACUUCCUGGGCACGAGGGGCAAGCAGGAUAAAGUCAACAAGCGGAAUCUGAGAUUAUUGGUGCAUAGAAGGCAGAAGCUACUGGCAUACAUGCGGAGGAAGGAGCGGGCGGGGCCGCGGUGGACGCAUCUGAUUGAGACCUUGGGGCUCACGGAGGCGACGUGGAGGGGGGAGAUCAGUUUAUAG
This is a messenger RNA of Coniosporium apollinis CBS 100218, 1047 nucleotides long. RefSeq lists its product as uncharacterized. Gene Ontology annotation, cellular component: ribosome. Bases 1 to 1047 code for a protein of 348 amino acids. NCBI's taxonomy places the organism in Eukaryota, Fungi, Ascomycota, Dothideomycetes. Gene Ontology annotation, molecular function: structural constituent of ribosome. Gene Ontology annotation, biological process: translation. The transcript has 2 exons. The record is from RefSeq and is a predicted model, not a curated record.